Planococcus citri (citrus mealybug) is the source of this 2599-nucleotide messenger RNA. Its product is annotated as cytochrome P450 6a8-like. NCBI's taxonomy places the organism in Eukaryota, Metazoa, Arthropoda, Insecta, Hemiptera, Pseudococcidae. The coding region runs from base 418 to 1935 and encodes 505 amino acids. The transcript is spliced from 4 exons. Gene Ontology annotation, molecular function: heme binding; monooxygenase activity; oxidoreductase activity, acting on paired donors, with incorporation or reduction of molecular oxygen. The record is from RefSeq and is a predicted model, not a curated record.
CAAUAUUUACCUACAACUAAAAAGACUCGUCUUCGAGUACUAAACUGUCCUUCUCACGAAAUAUUAUUAAGACAGAUAUAAUUUCCCUUUCAGUUCCUCUCUUCAAUGGGCAGGUAGCAGGUACAUCUUUUUGAAACCAGUUUCAUCAAAACCAGACUCGACGAUGUUCUGUUUUCAUCAGUUUAGUACUCUCGAUUUCGUUCGAACAGUAGCAUAUUCCAUUAUGUAUGUAGUACGCGAGUAGGUACGAAUAGUUCGGUUUCUUAUCACGUAAUGUACUUUCUUAUCAGUAACAAAGCUCGAAAGAUGAUAGCUGACUUUCUUCGUAAAACGUAAGUUGAAAAAAAAGUGGAAAAAUUCUAUAGCAUAUUCAACCUUUCGAAUGAAAAAUUUUCCAUCAUAAACCGGUUCAUCGCCAUGACCACGACAAUUUUUCUCAUAAUUCUAAUCGUAUUGUUACUCUUGGCUAUAUUCUGGCUGUACCUGAGAUCGAGCUACCAAUACUUCAAGAAACGAAAUAUCCCCUACCUCGAACCCCACUGGUUGUUGGGCAACGCAAACGACCUGAUCCUAGGUCGCAAAUCGAUCCUGGAAUUUCAACGAUGCAUUUACAAAGCAACCAAACCCACAAAACUACUGGGCACGUUUAUGUUCCAGAAACCAACCCUUUACGUAUCCGAACUGGAAUGGAUUAAACUGAUGCUGGGACGAGACUCUGCGCAUUUUUUCGACCGAGGCUUGAAAAUCGCCUACGAUGACGAACCGUUGACUAUGAAUUUAUUUCAUUUGGAAGGCGAACGGUAUAAAAUAGCCAGGAAUAAAGUUCUGCCUGCUUUUACCCUCAACGGUGUCUUGAUCUUGUUCCCUCUGUUGCUCGAGAGUGCUAUAAAUUUGCAGCAUUAUCUGGGCCAAGUGGCCAAAACCACCGAAGAUAUUAAUCUCAGAGAAGUAAUGAGUAGGUAUGCGGCAGAGGUGAUAGGUAAAUGCGCGUUUGGAUUGAAAAAGGGCCCACUGACUGGCAACAAUGAUAAAUUUUACCAUAUGAGUAAAAGGAUUUUUAUGCCGAGACUCAGGACGAUAAUUAAGUUGAUUUUACCCCAUUUGCCUAAAUUUAUCACCGAAUUAUUCGAUAUCAAGAUGGUCGCGUCCGAUAUUGCCGAGUACUUUAGCGAAAUAAUCUACGACGAAUUGAAGCAUCGACGACAGCAAAAUAAACGACCGACUGAUUUUCUCAGCUAUAUGAUGGACGUUCAAGAUAAGGAUAACGAAGAAUGUACAGACAUAAUGCCAAUCACUGACGAGCUCAUAGCUGCGCUAUGCUUCAUGUUAUUCCUAGCCGGAUACGAAAACUCAACAGUAGUCUUAUGUGCUGCCAUUUUUGAACUCGGCAGAAACCCAGAAGUACAAGAAAAACUCUACCAAGAGAUUCACAGCACCUGCGGCGACGAUCUAUCUAACCUGACUAUGAAUAAACUCAAAAAAAUGCCCUAUCUUCAUAAGGUGGUCUGCGAAACACUCCGAUUGUACCCUCCUGCAACUGCGAUGGUUCGCGAAUGCACUGCAGAUUAUCAAAUCCCAGGAACUGAGAUUUUCAUCGAGAAAGGAUUGCAAGUGGUUAUUCCUUUCUGCGCGAUGAACGUUGAUCCGGAAUAUUUUCCCACUGAGUUGUCCUAUGAUCCGGAAAAUUUCAGUGAGAAAGCUAUACAGUCGAGGAGCAGAUAUGCAUUUCUGCCAUUUGGAGAAGGGCCUCGAGCUUGUGGUGGUCGAAAAUUAGGCAUGAUCCAAAUGAAAGUCGGAUUAUCAGCAUUGGUUUUAAAGUACCAAUUUUUCCCUUCGCCUAAAAUGAAGCUACCUGUGACAUUCGAAAAAAGAGCAUUCAUCAUGUCCAUCGAAGGAGGUACAUGGACCCGGUGUAAACCACGUUGCCAAAAUUAAGCUGCUACGAACUCCAAUAUAGAUUUAUCAAUAAUUAGUCUAAGGUUAGUUACAUAAUGAUAAACCCACGAGCACCUUGCCAUAACAGAACUACUUUGUAUCGUGGUUCCCAAAUUCUAUAUCAUCACCUACCUACUUAAUCACGUGUAAAUAAGUUUCUCAAUUGGUUUCAUUCAUUUAUGGCCGAGUAAAUUAAUCGUUUUCGGAAAUGUCUUCUCCCUCUCCCUCCUCCAAAAAAAUACCCCAAAAUAGUCAAAUCUAGAUGAAGCAAAUCGACAUACACCUCUACACAAUUAUUUACCUCAAAACGUGAUAUUUUUAAUGAGAAAAUUUUAUCAUCCGAAAGAAAACGUUUCGGAGCACGUUGCCGGCUAAAUACGAACCGGUAUGAUAAUAUCGGUCGAGAUAAUCAAACGAAUUAGAUAAAUUCAUACCUAUAACGAGGUUGGUGCCGUGCGGUUAGUUCUUCCUAAUGUGAUCUUUCAUUAAUUUACCUACUGUUCGUUAUUUUACAACAUUGUAACGAUUCAACGCUUAUACCCAAAGUACCUAAGCGUUGUAUUGUGCAACAUUUUGCAUUUACUCGUACGUACGUAUUUUUACACGCGGUAGAUUAUUUUUAACAAUUUUUCAAGUUCAAGAGUAAAUUUUUUUACAUCAUUUA